Dufourea novaeangliae is the source of this 2260-nucleotide messenger RNA. Its product is annotated as putative histone-lysine N-methyltransferase 1. NCBI's taxonomy places the organism in Eukaryota, Metazoa, Arthropoda, Insecta, Hymenoptera, Halictidae. The transcript has 4 exons. Gene Ontology annotation, biological process: regulation of ribosome biogenesis. Bases 170 to 2260 code for a protein of 696 amino acids. Gene Ontology annotation, molecular function: nucleic acid binding; telomerase inhibitor activity. Gene Ontology annotation, cellular component: nucleolus. The record is from RefSeq and is a predicted model, not a curated record.
UGACCUUAUAGCGUCGUUCUAUCGGUUCUACCCUAACCUCUUUAAAGAAUUCCUUGCGCGAGCUCCUCAGAUUAAAGUAAAUAAAGCACUCCAAAAUACCUCUCAAGUGACUGACAAAUGAUAGAUUUAUGAUAUCGCAAUUUAGUACCGUACUGGAAGUGAAUGCAACAUGUCGAUGCUCGCGGAACCGCGUCGAAAACAAAAAUGGACCUUGAAUCCGCGGGGAAAACAAUGGAGCGAAGAUUCGAACAAAUUCGGACAGAAGAUGUUGGAAAAGAUGGGCUGGACGAUCGGCAAAGGACUCGGUGCUCACGAGCAGGGCAUGACUGAGCACGUGCGCGUCUCUUAUAAAGACGAUACAGCAGGCAUUGGAUUUAAAAAAGACCAUUUGGAUAAAGCAUGGACAGAGCACCAAGAUAGUUUUAAUGAUUUUUUACAACAACUCCAAAAAAGUAAAGAUCAUAAUGUAAUCCAAAUAGAGGAAGUUAAAUCUGAAUUAAGUGGAAAGUCAUUGGAGUUAAAGUCUCGGCAAAGCAAAGCUCGUGUUCACUACAACAAAUUCACAAGAGGAAAAGAUGUAAAUAAAUAUAGUCCGAAAGAUUUAGCAAAUAUAUUUGGUCAGAAAGAGUUGAAUGUAGAGGAGGACAAGGAAGAAAGCAAGAACAAGAACCAUGAGAAUGUUAAGUCAGAUCCCCCUGGUAUCCAAGAUAUUAGAAGUGGUGUUAUUACCAUAAACGGUGGCAGCAUGGCUGAUUAUUUUUUGAAAAAGGGUCAAAAUUUGUCUUUAACGUCUAAAAAAAAGAAACAACAAGAAAGCAACUCAGACAGUGAACCUGAGUAUGCUGGGUUUGGUUUUGCAUCAACAGUUACCAAAGAAAACUCUCGGAAUGGCAAUGAAACGAAAGAAACUGGAAAUAUUUGUGAUUACGCUUUUGAAAAUCUUUGUUUAAGAUUAAACAGUCCAGAAAAUACUCCAAGUACUAACAGCAAAUUAGAAUCUUCAAAGAAGAGGAAAAUUUCUGAUGACAAUGAAUCAGGCCUAAGUAAUAAUCGUAAAAAAUUUAAAGAAGGUAUUAAGAAUGAUUACAAUGUUUUUGAAAAUGCUGCAUUAAAUUUGGAAUCUACAACCAGUGAAAUGUACAAUGGAAAGGAAUUCGAGGUGUGUAGAGUAGAAUUUGGCGUAACAAAUUCUGCUCUAGACUUACAUGAUGAGGUAGUAGAGAAAAAGAGAGUAACGUUUAAUGAUCGUGUAGAAUAUAGUACCGACUCUGCAAAAAAGAAGAAAGGAAAAGCCAUGUUGGAUAAAUUUGAGGUUGAAAAUAAAAAGUCUAAAAAGAAAAAGAAAUCGGAAGAAAAUGCAAAUAACUUUGUGCCGUUUGGUAUUGUUAAUGAAGCCUUAGACGUUGAAGAAGUGUCUGAAGAAAUGAAUGAUAAUGAGAUUAACGAGCGCAAAAGUAGAAAAUCUAAAAAGAGAAAAGGUAGCUGUCGAACUAAUUUAGAAACCAUAGUGGAAAUACCAGAAGAAGUUGGUGAAGAUGAAAUGAAAACUGAGAAACUUGAUGAUGUACAUCAAGAGGAUCCCUCGAAUAAAAAGUCAAAGAAAAAGAAGGAAAAAAUAGAAAUUCCAGCUAUCAGUGAACAUAAUGCGCUGGAGAAUGCAGAAGAAGCAGUAAAUAGUGAAUUAAAAACUGAAUUGGAGAAGGAAGAUCACAUACAAAAACUGGAGGAUCAAGCAAACUGUUCUGAGGAAAAAGAAAAAAAAAAAAAAAAGAGGAAGAAGAAAGAUGCUGAAAGAAACAUAGGAAAUCAUGAAGGUAACUUCGAAAUUCAAACAGAAUCUAGUAAUAUUGAACAUGUAAAACAGGAAAUUGAAAUAGCAGAAGAAGAAACUGUAAAAUUAAAAAAGAAAAAAAAGAAAAUGAGGAAGGAUUUAGAUGAAACCGAUAUUAACAAAGCAAAACAUGAAAAAUUAAUAAAAGAUAUUGUCGAGUGUAUUCCUAAUAGAGCAUCUACACCAGAACGUAUGGAAGAAACAGUAAAUACAAAAAUCACACACACAAAUUCAAGAAAUACAAAAUCUACACAUCAACUUGUAAAAGAUACGACAUUUAAUGCUUCCUCUAGUCCUUGGAAUGAAAGAGCAAAGACAUCGAAGAAAAUAUUGAUGUCUCUUUUCAAUCGAAAUUCUAUCGCACAUUUUCCAGGUUCUAAUGUACACGAAAUUAAAGGUUAUGGUAUCGAUAUAUACAAUAAAGAGUAA